GUUACAUUUGCAUGGCGCAUGAAAGCUCAUAAUCCAAAGCGAGGUCUUGUGGAUUUGCGCAGAUGGACAGAUUGAGAGAUAGUGAAGGCAAGCUAACGUUCAUCCUUGACACUUGAUACUCUAUGUUUAGAGAACAGAUGAAAUACAAUAAUUGCAGAUGAAUUCAUCUGACCUGAAAUCAUGUAACAGGUUGAAAAUCGAACAAAGGUUUUCUACCAGCUUGAGGCGUGUUUUUAUAAUCAAACUUAUGAAAUCAGCAAUCUCAAAGACAAAACAAUUAUUUAAUAAUCCUUUAGUGCAUAUUUAUUUUUGUAAAUUUUCCUAUUGGAUUGGAAGGUCAGCAAGGGAAGAAUCACACACACACACACACACAUAUGUUCCAACACGGGGCAGACAUAAGCAAGGUAUAAAAGGUAGCUUUACUUGUGUCCGAGAAGACACUCAUCACGCUCCGCAGGAAGUCGAGAAAAAGGUAAGAUUAGCUUUUAGAAUAUAUUUAAUAUAAAAAAAGCAAAUUCAGAGUCGAAUAAUAAUAAUGUUGAUGUACUUAUAACUAUAAGAACUGUAAGAUGAUAAUAACUAUAAGAGCAGUUCAGUUAAGAGCUUUCCUUCUUUUAUUAUAGCCAUCAUGUUUUGGACAAGAUACGCUGAAGCAAGCAUUUUCUUGUUCUUAACGAUUCUUCAUGUCGGACAACUGUAUUCAAGAAAUGAUGUGUCUGAAAAAAUGAUCAAAGAUGGAUGUGAAGAGUGCAAACUCGAGGUGAACAAACCUUUCACGUCCAUUUCACCCGGGGCUCCGGUCUAUCAGUGCGUGGGCUGCUGCUUUUCGAGAGCAUACCCCACACCCCUGAGGUCCAAGAAAACCAUGCAUGUCCCAAAAAACAUCACAUCAGAAGCCACUUGCUGUGUAGCAAAAGAAUUUAAAAUGAUCGUCAUCGCUAAUAUCCCACUAUACAACCACACAGACUGCCACUGCAGCACCUGUUUCUAUCAGAAGUCUUAAAACACACUCUCUUCACAUUUCUCAAAUGCUCAUUUCCUGUUCUUAAAUCACAGUGACUCAUGAAAUAUGUAAUUUUUAUGUAGCUUUCCGUAUUUACUUUCAACGGUGGACAUUUUAUUCAUAAAUGUUCAAACUGUUCUUUUAUAAAAUGGCUGGCAUAAUUGUUGUA
Messenger RNA from Danio rerio (zebrafish), 1172 nucleotides. Lineage: Eukaryota; Metazoa; Chordata; Actinopteri; Cypriniformes; Danionidae. The record is from RefSeq and is a predicted model, not a curated record.